AAGAAUACCUUUCUACUUUUGCGUGAGGUAUACGACUUCAAGAGACAGACAUUCGUAAACCUCACCUGUUGGGGGCGUGUAGCAUGUGACGUGCUGAGUCGGAGAUUCAGGAAGUGUUGGAAGGUUUGUAAUUCAAGGGAGAUCACUCUCGGUUCCGGUAAGAAAAUGGCAGACAAACAAAGGCUUUUCAAUGCGAACAAAAUUCAACGAAGUUAUAAACAACUCGUGGACGGCAUCGAUGCAGUACUUAUAGACAUAAUACUUGAUGAGUUUUUUGCAAGUUCAAUCUUUACUGAAGAGGAAAUGUACACUGUUCAAGCGGAGAAAGUUAUACAUCAAAAAAAUCGGUGUUUUCUCAAAUUCCUUCUUGAAAAAAUGAAAAACGAGGACAAAAGUAAUAUUUCUAGAAUAUUUGAUGAAUUUUUGAAGUGUCUGAGAGACAACACUUGCGAUUCUUUGGCCACAAUCGUGGAAGAAACUGACAAUUCCCCGGUGGUGGAGCCUGAAGUGGCUGCCGUCCUCAAUUGUGCUAAAGAUUUAGAUCUAGACGAGAGAUUGCUUGGUCGUGUGUUAUUGUUUGUGUCAAGUGGUUGGGAAGCUGCGGCAAUCGAAUUAGGCGUUGAAAUGGGGAAAAUCACUAACGCUAAGAAUAGUGGCAAUGAGUACAUGCAGAAGUUCGUGGUAUUUAAUGCCUGGAGACGAAAAGAAGGUUUCAUGCCUGGUGGAUUAGUAAAACUCUUGAAAGCCCUCAGUCAAUUUCCAGAACUUCCAGAGAUGGUAAACUGGGGUAAAUUGAAGGAAUCCCUCGAGAGCUAUCGUCAAGAAAAUUUGGGUCGUUCAGCUACGAUUCCCUCUUAAAAACCUAAUGGAAAAUUCUAAUGGAUUUGUGUUUGAAUAAUAUUGCGCAAACUCUUGGUGCUGGCAUUGGGACCAAGUACUGAGAAGCAGCUGAAAGCAAAAUCAAUCAAGAUAUCAGGUGUGUCAAAAGGCCCAACACCUGUUGAUUUGGCUAAACUCAUCAAAGAGCUCAGCUGAUUUUUGAUUAUUCAAUUGUGAAUUUAAAAAAAAAGCAAAAAAACAAAACAAUCUAAUUUAAUGUAAAAUAAAUCACAAUUAUUACAGUCAUCCCCCGGUGUUCAUGCUUGUUACAUUCCCCAAGCUCCCACAAAUACUGAAAAUGCGUGAAUAUCGGAUGUGGUCUAUAAAAUGCCUAUAAAUGUCAAAAUAUAACUUAAAAUAUUACACACACACCUGCACAUAAUAUUUAAUAAUGAUUUAAUAAAGAAUGAUGUAAAA
Messenger RNA from Octopus sinensis (East Asian common octopus), 1296 nucleotides. RefSeq lists its product as uncharacterized. The record is from RefSeq and is a predicted model, not a curated record. NCBI's taxonomy places the organism in Eukaryota, Metazoa, Mollusca, Cephalopoda, Octopoda, Octopodidae. Bases 166 to 858 code for a protein of 230 amino acids. Gene Ontology annotation, biological process: regulation of apoptotic process. The transcript is spliced from 2 exons.